AUGACUCAUUCCGCUCAAAUGGAACAAGCAACCGAAGACAUCCACUCCAUGUUCCCAGACUCCGGUGCUAUGGAAAACAUGGCUGGUGAGACUCUGGUCGAAUCUUACCAGUCGCUAGACCCCGCUCGCGCCCUGCUGGAAGACUACAACCGUUCCAUGCUGCAGUACACCCAGCGCCAAAUGUCUUCCUUCGUCGACACGGAUGACACUCGUCGCAAUAGCCAGAGCAGCGGCCAGAGCGGUCGCAGCAGCGCCUCUAGAGGCAGCAGUAUGUCUCAACAGGCGAAUCCAUCUUUCACAUCCGUCAGCAGUGCCGCGCACCCUGUCGAGACUAAGCUCAGUGGCCGCGACAUGACUGCGGCCAAGUCGGCUGGAUAUUAG
Molecule: messenger RNA, 381 nt
Organism: Penicillium mononematosum
Lineage: Eukaryota; Fungi; Ascomycota; Eurotiomycetes; Eurotiales; Aspergillaceae
Exons: 1
Coding region: 1-381 (126 amino acids)
Source: RefSeq, a predicted model, not a curated record